This is a messenger RNA of Coregonus clupeaformis (lake whitefish), 1728 nucleotides long. RefSeq names its product glucosamine-phosphate N-acetyltransferase 1 (gene gnpnat1). The transcript has 6 exons. Gene Ontology annotation, cellular component: endoplasmic reticulum-Golgi intermediate compartment; endoplasmic reticulum; Golgi apparatus. Gene Ontology annotation, biological process: UDP-N-acetylglucosamine biosynthetic process. NCBI's taxonomy places the organism in Eukaryota, Metazoa, Chordata, Actinopteri, Salmoniformes, Salmonidae. The coding region runs from base 163 to 735 and encodes 190 amino acids. Gene Ontology annotation, molecular function: monosaccharide binding; glucosamine 6-phosphate N-acetyltransferase activity. The record is from RefSeq and is a predicted model, not a curated record.
CCAGCCACUCUGCCACGUCAUACAGGAGUGCUGUCAGAAAAAGGAGGAGGAAGAAAAUAUAUCCUGGUUCGAUCAAUGAUGUAAACUAGUGAUACACCCGAAAAAAGAGAUCGAUCAAGUAUUCAUUCCGAGAUUUAUUCAUCUGUACGUGUCCUUACAUUGAUGUCACCAGCCUGUGGGAUGCUGCUGGAUGAGACACCACUAUUCGAUCCAGCUCUGCUGCAGGAGCUGGACUGGAGUAGCAAGACAGUGUCCUUCUCUCCCCCCAUCUCCCCCUCCCAGCCUGGGGAAGGUCUGGUCCUCAGGCCCCUCUGCACAGCCGACUUCAACAGGGGAUUCUACAAGGUGUUAUCCCAACUCACAACUGCAGGGGAUGUUACGCCAGAGCAGUUUAUUAAGAAAUUUGAGCAGAUGAAAAAGACUGGGGACUACUAUGUCGUCGUGGUGGAGGACACAAACCUGGGACAGAUUGUUGCCACGGCCACAUUGAUCACAGAGCACAAAUUCAUUCAUUCCUGUGCAAAGAGAGGAAGGGUGGAGGAGGUGGUUGUCAGUGACGUGUGCCGGGGAAAACAGCUGGGGAAACUGUUAGUGUCGACCCUCACUCUCCUCAGCAAAAAACUAGAUUGCUAUAAAAUAACACUGGAAUGUGCACCCAACAACGUGGCCUUCUACAAGAAGUUUAGCUACUCUGCAUCAGACGAGACUUACAUGCAGUGUCGAUUCUUUGAUUGAGGUCAGGAAACGUAGUUCUCCCUCCCUGGGAUUUGACUUGAAUAAAUUGGUUCCAGGACAUUGUCAUAUUGGUUCAACAGCCUAGGACCCCACAAAGUUCAAGUCGUCUCCCCACCAUCAGUCACUGUCCCUCUGGUCACAAAGCUACCUCACCUGGGGGAGAUUUGGCAUUGUGUCCCUGGCUUCCCCAGCUUCUUAACAACGGAAUGUCAAUCCAGUCUGGAAUUCGGGGACUCUGCGCUUUAUAGGAAACACAUUGAAUAAUUUUUCAUUUUUUUGAUUCACAAAUUUAAGUGUUAAGAGGGUUUUAGUUAAUUUACAUCAAAUGUUAAAAUUGCAAUUUAACAUUUGCAGACUGGUCCACAUGUGAGAUAUGCAUAGGCAAGUGUGAAAAGUCCCACUGACACACGUACAAAGACCAUUUGGUAACACUUUAGUUGGAAUGAUACCUUAAUGUAGGCCAGACAACCUGGGACAUUCAUUAUGCUAAGGUGCUGCAUAUUUAUUUUGGGAAAUUUGACAAUCACCCACUCAGAUUGUAUUUUCUGUUCAUUGGCAAAGACUUUGAUCUUUGUGCCCAUUAGACAAAUAACUGUGCUUGCAACCUAUUGGCCUACGUGUAAUACAGAAUUGCGGUCAAGUUUGAAGAGAGCCCUUUCAAUAUUUUAUAUAUAUAAAAUGAUGCUUUCACUAGUGAUCAACGGUACAUCGGUUAUUUCAGACCUCAGGAAGUUUGUUCUACACAAGUAAAAUCAUGUAUAGGUUUGAGGGAAUUCUGUUCAAUAAAAUACAUAGCUAUGUUUGGUAUGAAGAUAUGGUUAAAGAAUUGCCAUAAAUGUUUGUGGGGUAAAUUAAAUGUAAUUGUGAAAGCUUAUUUAUUCAACCUUAGAUUUUUUCAUAAUUAUGCAUUUAGCCUUGGCAACUGGGGACAUUUGUAUUCUAUUUAUUUAGAAUAAAUUCUAUGUAAAAUGCAAAUAAAUUCUUUUUACACUG